UUCAAGUUGUGAUCACAUGGAGCCUUAGAUAUGGCACAACUAUGACCUGUGAGCAGCAGCUUGGCAUUGUCAGGGUUAACAAUCUCUGUAAAUUCUGGCUAUUUUAGCUGUAGGCCUCCAUCGCACGUUCCCCUUCCUCCUCAGGCGGGUGUCAGCUCUUGUGUCUACAUCACUCAGCAGCUGAGAUCAGGAAAUGUCCCAGAGAAGGAGGAGACAGAGGAGUAAAUGAAAGUGAAAGUCAGGGCCGUGUCCCACACCCAGUAUAGAGUGUAUAGGGACAACACUGGCCGAGCCCCUAUGUGCCUCAGAAGACCCCUAGCAUGGGGGACGCCUCCUACCAGUUCCCUGUGGCCCUUAAGUGGGACGAGGGCCCCGACAGCCUAAAACAGCUAAGAAACAAACUUCUGGUGCAUUUCCAGAGUAAGAACAAGUCUAAUGGAGGAGAAUGUCAGAUCCGGGACCUGGACUGUAGUCGGGGGUACAUCCUAAUAUACUUCAGAGAGGAGGCGGUCCGGGAUCAGGUUCUGCAGAAACACAACCAGGAGCUGAAAAUAUCCAAAGGAAAAACACUAAAUCUGAGUGUUACCCUCCCAGAAGAUACACAGGAGAAGUUACAAACCCACCGAAUUGUGGAGACAAGAGGGACACGAGGGACGACGUCUGGAUCUGUGACUGGUGAAGAUGCCAGGCAGCCGGAAGAAACCUGGUCCACCAUUUUAAUAGAGAAUAUCCCGGACUCCUGCUCUUCUGAAAUGCUGAGCAUCCUGGUGGAAAACAUCAGCGAGAAGAACAUUGACAAAGACUUCUAUGUGGAGAUGAUUCCUCAUUCUGCUGCCGUCAUCACCUUCACGUGUGACAUAGAUAUUCACCACUUCAUGCAGAACUUCUCCAGCAGUCUCCGAGUGACACAGCUUCGACUAAAAGUGAAGCUUUUGGAGGGAACUACAAGUAUCAGAGUGGAGAACUUACCUAAAAACACAUCCGAGCAGCACCUCACGUUUUACUUUGAGAGCCCCAGACUUGGAGGAGGAAAAGUUCAAGAAACUGUGAUGUUAGAAGAGGAGGGGGCCGCACUGCUUCAGUUCUGUGACACAGAAGCUGUGAAGAAAAUAUUGAAGAAGGAGCAGCAUGUGUUUAAUAGGAUUGCCAUAAAUGUGUAUCCUUACUACCCAUCACUAAAUAUACAUCUCUACGGGAAGAAUCAACCUCAUGUGGCAAUACCGGAUCCUAUCAAGUUUGAUAUCAGUCCAUAUAUAUUAGAGUACAUCCUGAAUAAUAACCAGAUUAAACACAGCAUAGAUAGCAAGAUGGAGGACAAAGAUUGUAUGAUCAAAUGGCCAAGUCCUGACUGCCAGAAUCCCGUCAUUAUAAUUGAGAUAUCUCAGACCCUAUCUUCUAAUCUGAGGACUAUGGCAAAGGUUGCCCGCACAUGGACCGAGAAGGUCUCCAAUGAGUUCUCAAUGAUUAUUUCAAGGUAUAAAGUCAUAGACUGUAAAAUUAACCCUUUAGCGUGGGAGGACAUAAAGGAACAGACCUCCACUUCUGCCUAUGAAGGAGUACUGAUCAAACCCAACCCUGAGGCUGAGAAGGUCUUCCUGGCGGGCACAAUGAAGGAUGUUAAUAAGAUGGAGAAAACCUUCAGGGAACUGGUAGAGAAAAUUAGCAAAAAAACAGAAAGAAAAAGUCAGCUGUCCACCAUGACAGAACCGAUGUCUGCAGCUCUCUAUCAUAUUAUACGUAACAGUGGUGUGGAGAAGAAGAUACUGGCAGAUGUCCCAGAGCUGAAGAUGGAAUAUGACCCAUCCACACAAAAUAUCCACCUUACCGGACUGCGAGAUGAAGUUCUCCAAGCCAAGUGUGAAAUACUUAGUGUUAAACAGCAGCUGGAAUCCAAAUCCAUCCCGCUGGACCCGCACAUCCUCCAGUUCUUGAAGUUCACUGACCAUAAAGAGGUCUUGUGUUUCCUGUUCAUACGUCACAAUAUCAAUGCUUUAAUUGAAAUGGAAGAUAAUGGGAUAAAACUGACCGGUUACUCAAAAAAAGACUGGAUGAAUGCUAAAGAACAAAUUGAUCGAGAAUUAAGUUGUCAGGUGAUUCCAGUUGAGGACAAGGAUCUCCUACAAAGUCCAGAGUGGAAAAAUCUGAAAUCACAUCUUCAUGACUCCUUUAAUUCUGAGACCUGCACAGUCCUAAUCCAAGAAUUCCCCCACAAAGUAAAGAACAAUGUGGUCGAUGUGGUGGUCGCUGGUUUGUCCUCCAAUGUACAACUUGGUUACCAACAACUGAAAGAUUUUGUGGACAAUAAUGCAGAGAAGGAAGUGAAGGUUCCUGUCCCGUCCAGGCUCAUGCUGCGGUUUAUUGAAGAAGUAAACCAGCAGACAUGGCAGAAGAUUAACACGAAGGUGAAACUCAUGAAGAAUGAGAACAGUUUGUCAAUAUUUGCCCCAAGACUUCAGGCUGAGGAGGCAGCUGCUCAGGUCCUCGUUCUUCUGUCCUCCUUAUAUUGUGACUCCCUGCGUAUAGAUAAACCAGGAGCCAGGAAAUUUUGUAAGAACUAUGAAGAAAUUCACGCUACUACAGCAAGGACCAAAUUCAAUUGUGUGAUUCUCUUAGAAAGAGAUGGAGAAUACAAACCAAUACAUAAAGCCGAAUAUGAAGUGAAGAUACAAAGUGGGGUGACCAUCGCAGUGUAUCAAGACGAUCUGUGCCGCCACAAUGUGGAUGUCAUUGUUAAUGCUGCAAAUGAAGACCUGAAACACUGUGGGGGCCUGGCCCUGGCAUUGCUGAAAGCAGCAGGACCCAUACUCCAAGACGAUUGUAAUCAUAUAAUCAAGAAGAUGGGAAAGGUGCCCACAGGGGAGUCAGUCAUUACCAAUGCGGGAAAUCUGCCAUGCAAACAGGUCAUACAUACAGUUGGGCCCCGGUGGGACCCUCAGACCCAAGUGAGAUGUGAGAAACAUCUGCGAAGAGCAAUAACUACCAGCUUGGACCUAGCUGCAGAAAACGGCCACAGCUCUAUUGCAAUCCCGGCCGUCAGCUCUGGAAUUUAUGGCUUCCCCCUUAAACAAUGUGCUGAAAAUAUACUGGACGGCAUAGAAAACUAUAUGGAGAAGCAGGGGAGCAGCACCAGUUUAAAGCGAAUACACAUUGUUGAUAUGAAUGUACAGACAACACAAUUCUUUUCUGAGCUUUUAAGAAACAGAUUUGGAGACAAAAAGAGCAGUGGGGCCCCUGUAGCAAGUGGGCACCAGGGCCAUAUCAGUUCAGGAAGAAGUGAGAAGCCACAAGUUACAGUGAGCAGGGAAGACGUGACAGUGGCAACUCCAAUGGGGCUGAUCAUCAAGCUUGUUCAGAAGAAAAUAGAAGAUGCCACAACAAAUGUGAUAGUGAACAGCGUGGGGACUGAUCUGGUUCUCACCCAGGGUCAGGUGUCUAAGGCCAUUUACAAACGGGCUGGCGUUGACCUCCAGCAGCUUGUUAUAGAUGAGAAUAUGGGGGCCCAGGUAUCCCCCGGCACAGUCAUUCCAACCGAUGGCUGCAAUCUCAACUGCAAUAAGGUUCUUCAUGUUGUGACUCCGCAGUGGGACAAAGGACGAGGAACUUCAGAGACGGUAUUGCGAAAAAUUAUCCAGCAGUGCUUGACAUGGACUGAACAGCAGGGUAUGACGUCACUGUCCAUCCCAGCCCUGGGAACGGGUAAUCUGGGCUUCCCCAAAGUACAAGUAGCAGCUUUAAUGUUUGAUGCAAUUUGCCAGUUCAGCACUAGAAACAAACCCCAAAAUCUUCAAGAAGUAGAAAUUGUUCUUCACCCAAGUGACACCGACACAAUCCAGGCAUUUAACAAUGAGUUGGUUAAUUACACUGAUGAUCGCUUGACAAGCACGAAGCAGAACUACCGACCAGGAUCAAUUUUCUAUAGUGCAGUCACAAAUCCGUCUUUGGGAGUUCAUGAAAUGAGGAUCGGAUCCCUGACCUUCCAAGUCAAGACAGGAGAUAUAACCAAAGAAGCGUCUGACGUCAUUGUCAACUCCUCCAAUAACAACUUUACUCUUAACUCAGGUGUAUCGAAAGCCAUUCUGGAAGCCGCUGGACUGAAUGUCCAAUUAGCUGCUGCAGCGUUAGGUUCUCAGCCCCACAAGGGUUACAUCAUCACAAACUCAGGGAAUCUUGUUGGGAGCAGCUGGAUCCUUCAUGUUUCGGGGCCGUCACAGGCAACACACAUCAAGAAGAUUGUUCUGGACUGUCUGCGGGAAUGCGAAAAGCACCAGGCAACUUCUGUCGCCUUCCCGGCCCUGGGAACAGGGGCCGGUCGCUUAGCGCCUGCACUGGUGGCCGAUGCUAUUCUAGAUGGUGUGAUGGAUUUUAUCAACUCCGGCGCAGCCAAGUCCAUUCAGACAGUGAAGGUGGUCAUAUUCCAGCAGCAUAUGCUGAACGACUUCUACAUGAGCAUGAAGAAGAAGGAGGGGACGGCGCUGCCGGGGCCCAAAUCUCUGUUCAGUAAAUUCACUGACCUUUUGUUACCUUCAGUUCCUUCCUUCUUGAUCCCAAAGGCUCAGAAGAAGCCGGUGCAGAAGCUGACGGCCUUCCAGCUCCUGGAUAACAUAGAGCCGGUCAUCUUCAGUCUCUGCUCGGAUGAUAAAGAGAAUGUGCAGAAGACCAAGCAGUGGCUGCAGCAGCAGAUAGAAUACGAGCAGAACGAGACCACGCUCACAGACGAGUGCAUCUCCGAGCUUGAGGACAUCGAAUACGACAAAAUACGGACUCUCCAAAGAAAGUUCCAGGUCUCUAUAGUCUACAAGCCCCCCGACCCUUCUAUUCGGAUAUCCGGCCUCACGCGGGAUGUUCUCGAGGUGUCUGGUGAGAUCCAAAAGAUUGUGAACAGUGUGAAGGACAGGAAAAGCAGAGAGCGGGCGGCGGAACUCACCGGGAACCUGGUGGAGUGGAGAUACCAGCAUGGCUCCAAUAUGAUUCCAUUCGAUAAUAUGGCGAAUCUGGAGCUGGAGGAGGCAAAAAACGCAAAUAAAACCCAAGUCACCGUCCAGAUCAGAAACCGGAAGAUCACUGUUGACCUGAAGAACCUGACGGCCACAGACAAUCAUGGAAAUCAAAUAGAGAUCGGGCGAGCCCCCAAACAUGAAAAAACAUCUCUCAAGUUACCGGAUCACUGGCAGCCGAUGAAUAACAGUCUGGUCAUAGAGGUCGAUCUUCCGGUCGGUUCUUCUGAAUAUUCACAGGUUCAGCAGCAAUUUGCACAAACAUGUGGAAACAGGAUACUGAAGAUACAAAGGAUUCAGAACAAGGAUUUGUGGCUAAAUUACCAGAUAAAGAAACAAACCAUCGACACCAGGAAUGGGACAACGAACAACGAGAAGCAGCUCUUCCAUGGAACCGACCUCAACUCUGUAAAACAUAUUAAUCAUAAUGGAUUCAACAGGGGCUACGCAGGAAGACACGCUGCAAUGUAUGGAAAUGGAACGUACUUCGCUGUAAAUGCAAAUUACUCAGCUAGGGGUUACUCCCGACCUGAUGCACAGGGACAGAAGCACCUGUACCUGGCCCGGGUCCUUACUGGAGUCUUCUGUGGGGGACAGUCAGGAAUGGUGGCUCCUCCGGCCAAGAACCCAUCUAACUCUACUGACCUGUAUGACAGCGUCACAGACAACCCAGGAAACCCUUCCAUGUUCAUCAUAUUCAAUGACAUCCAAGCGUACCCAGAGUAUCACAUCACUUUCUGCUAAGCAGCGGUCAUAAUACAAUGGGGGCGGAGGGCCGGGCCAUCACCUAGGGCAGUGGUCUUCAACCUGCGGACCUCCAGAUGUUGCAAAACUACAACUCCCAGCAUGCCCAGACAGCCUUUGGCUGUCUGGGCAUGCUGGGAGUUGCAGUUUGGCCUUCCUAGUGGUUGCCACAGUAAAGAUCACUUUACUUUCACUUUCAAUCCCUCCCCACCGUCGCUUCCCUACCUGAGCCAGGAUCCAGCAGUCUGUCUCCAUGCUGGGAGUUGUAGUUUUGCAACAUCUGGAGGUCCGCAGGUUGAAGACCACAGACCUAGGGAGUAAUCCCAGGCCUCCUCCUUACUGCCACAUCCUGGGGGGGGGGGGGGGGAACAAACCCUGUCCACCAACCACAAAGGCCUCCAUAGCUGUCAAGUGUCAAACUGUCUCUUGUUACUAUCGACCUGUUCUUCAUAGCAACCGUAAUUCCUUUAGUAAGUAAAAAGCGGAACUCUGAUUGGUUGUUAUGACAGCAAGGUGAGAUGUGAAGCUCACUAUUAUAUUUUUUUUCGGCCAUUUUUAUGUAGUUUUACUUAGAUUUUUUUUCUGUACUGUUGCUACAUGGAAACCACUGAGAGGCUGCUGUUGACAGAUCCUAUUAUAG
This is a messenger RNA of Hyla sarda, 6378 nucleotides long. Its product is annotated as protein mono-ADP-ribosyltransferase PARP14-like. Gene Ontology annotation, cellular component: cytoplasm; nucleus. Lineage: Eukaryota; Metazoa; Chordata; Amphibia; Anura; Hylidae. The coding region runs from base 321 to 5738 and encodes 1805 amino acids. Gene Ontology annotation, biological process: negative regulation of gene expression. The transcript is spliced from 17 exons. The record is from RefSeq and is a predicted model, not a curated record. Gene Ontology annotation, molecular function: RNA binding; NAD+ poly-ADP-ribosyltransferase activity; transcription corepressor activity.